CACACAUCCGGGAAAUUUGUGACUCUCCCAAAAUGGCGGCUUCGGAAGGGGGUGGAAGGGACGAAGUCAAGACCCAGUUUGGGACUCGGGAGGGCACGUAUAAAUUGAUGACUUUGUCUGAAUAUUCCUGGCCGUCUAGAGCUCCAUAUAAUGUCCAGUGCUGCCACCCAGUUCGAGUGUCAUUCACGAGUGUGGAGGAUGGAUCAGGGUGCAAUGACAAAAUCUGUUUCAAUGUGGGCCGGGAACUUUAUUUUUACCCGUACAAAGGUGUACGGAAGGCUGCCGAUUUGACCAAACCCCUGGAUAAGAGGACCUACAAAGGUGGCACCUUGCCCACCUGCCAUGCAAUCAAUCAGUUCACAGCCAGCGCUCAGAGCAUCUCCUUAUUGGUUGGCUUCUCGGCUGGCCAGGUGCAGCUGAUAGAUCCUAUACGCAAGGACAUCAGUAAGAUUUACAAUGAGGAGAGGCUUAUCGACAAGACAAAGGUUACCUGCUUGUCCUGGGUACCAGGAACGGAGCACAUGUUCCUAGCGGCCCACUCCAGUGGCCAGAUGUACCUGUACAACGAAGGGCUUCCCCCUGUGAACACACCACCCCAUUACCAGCUCCUCAAGCAAGGAGACGGCUACCAAGUCCACACCUGCAAGAGCAAGUCCACGCGCAACCCCGUCUUUAGGUGGGUUCUGGGGGAGGGCGCCCUCAACGAGUUUGCCUUCUCGUCAGAUGCCAGGUACAUUGCUUGCGUGUCGCAGGACGGAUUCCUAAGAGUCUUUGAUUAUGACACCAUGGACCUGCAUGGCAGUAUGAAGAGCUACUUCGGGGGACUAUCGUGUGUGUGUUGGAGCCCCGAUGAUAAGUAUAUCGUGGUUGGCGGUGAGGAUGAUCUAGUGACAGUGUGGUCGUUUCAUGAAAAGAAAGUGGUGGCCCGCGGUCAUGGCCACGGCUCGUGGAUCAGUGUGGUAAACUUUGACCCCUUCACCACCGCCGUGCUGCAAAACGAAGCAGCGUUGUACGGCAGCGACGAUGACUUCAGUGGGAUGAACAGCCGGGAGCGGACAUACAGCACCCACUCAAGAACUUCUAUCAUCAGCGGGGAGAACAGUGUCCCGCAGGUGUCGUACCGCUUCGGAUCCGUUGGGCAGGACACCCACCUCUGUCUAUGGGAGUUUACGGAGGACACCCUACGCAUGUUCCAGCCUCCGAUACGGGUACGGACCAACACCGCGCUGUCGGUGGGACAGACGUCCAUGUCACAGUCUAACAACAUCGCCUCUCAUAAAUCCAUCGGAAAUGCCACAGGGCACCAUACAGAGACCGGCAGCAUCAGCAGCAAGUUCUCCAACCUGUCGCUGUCGGACAAACACAAGGACAAACACAAGAAGGACAGUGUGAGCAGCAAGAGCAGCGUCCACUCCCACGGCAGCAAGAUGCACCUGCGAUUACUAGCGGAGGAGAGCUACCGCGUGGGCAGCCAGGCCUGCCCACGGCUGGACGAGGUCUUGAUGCUGGAGCCCCUAGUGGCCAAGAAGAUUGCCCAGGAGCGACUGACUGCCUUGGUCUUCAGGGAGGACUGUAUAGUCACAGCCUGCCAAGAGGGCUUUGUUAGUACGUGGGCACGGCCGGGGAAAGUGGGAGUUGUACAUUCAGCGACGGGCGGGACGGUUGUAUGAAGCAGCUAGACACACAUGUAGGUACUUCAAGUUUAAUACAGAGACAGUUUUGUCGACAAAGCAUCAAGGGAGGAAGAACCAGGCACUGAAGCCUGGUAGACAGACGGAUGACCCAUGAGACAACAAAACUUCAGGACGUGAGAGGAAAUUCAGCAGGCAACAAAAACCACCAUCAGAUAGAUAUGCAAACAGUAACAGAGUCAUUAAAAUAUCCUGGAUGAUUUGCCGACAGGUUUAACCGCAACAGGCCAACUGUUUCGGGUAUGAAUUGCAAAAUUCUCCUUGCAAUGAAGUUAUUGGCAUUAUUUGGAUGCCGAUAACUUCAUUUCGGUAAAAAUUCUACCAUUGCGGAUAAAUUGUUCAAAAGUUAUCCCAGAUGUUUAAGGGAAGAAUGCAAAAUUAAGCAAGGGGUAACUCCAGGUUUUACCCUGAGGUACCCCACAAAACCCUGUUGAACGUGGUAAAACAUUGAGGUAAACCUCAAGGUUUAACCCUGACGUAACCCACAAAACCCUGUUAAACCUCAU
Patiria miniata (bat star) is the source of this 2197-nucleotide messenger RNA. It is a transcript of the gene wdr20, whose product is annotated as WD repeat-containing protein 20-like. The record is from RefSeq and is a predicted model, not a curated record. NCBI's taxonomy places the organism in Eukaryota, Metazoa, Echinodermata, Asteroidea, Valvatida, Asterinidae. The transcript has 4 exons. The coding region runs from base 33 to 1670 and encodes 545 amino acids. Gene Ontology annotation, molecular function: protein binding.